CCUCGCACCUCCCCCGCCCGCCCCCCGGGGGAGGGGCGGCCCGGCCACGUGACCAGCUCCCGGCGGCCCCGGGCCCAGCGCCGUGCCCUUGGCGCAGCUAUGGCCGCCCGCUUGCUGCCCGCCGCCCGGUUUAUCAUCAAAGGAAGCCUGGCUGGAGCUGCUGUAUAUGUGGCAUAUGAUCAGGGAUUGCUGGGCAGUGGCGCAGAAGGUGCUGAAGCCCUCAAAAAAGCUCAAACAGUACUGCCUCCAGCUAUCAAAGAAUGGACAAGUUACGUAGGCUGGGAGCUCCCGCCCACUCCAAAAAUUGACUUUUCCCCCUCUGAUUCCUGGAAUAAAGGAGUGCAGACAGUCAUGUCUGCUUUAUCUGUAGCUCCCACCAGGGCCUGUGAAUACACUCUGGAAGGCUGGAAGUAUAUGAAGGAUCUUGUCAAAUGAAAACAUUCUCCAGGAUUCAUGGUUCUCUCUAUGGUGUAUUCUUUUUGGGAUGAUAUAUAGUCCAUCCCUCUAGAUGGCAGCUCAGCCAUGCAAGGGCUACAAUAAAAGACUGUGGAACAUC
Molecule: messenger RNA, 556 nt
Organism: Cygnus olor (mute swan)
Lineage: Eukaryota; Metazoa; Chordata; Aves; Anseriformes; Anatidae
Gene: MICOS13
Product: mitochondrial contact site and cristae organizing system subunit 13
Exons: 4
Coding region: 100-435 (111 amino acids)
Biological process (GO): cristae formation
Cellular component (GO): mitochondrial crista junction; MICOS complex
Source: RefSeq, a predicted model, not a curated record